CUUUUGAAAAACAACAUGACAACAUGGACGACGCUUCACUUCAAAAACUAAGUGUUUCUCCCGGCAAACUUAGUCCUAAAUUCAAGAAAGAUAUUCUUGAAUAUUCCGUUGUUGUUGGAAGUACUGUUAAAGAGCUGAAAGUCAGCCCGUUGACAAGCGAUAACAAUGCUUGUUACUCCAUUUCUGGUUCAAAUGGUGGUAAAACUGUACCAUUGCAAGAAGGAACAGUAACUAUCAUAACUGUUGAAGUUACUGCAGAAGAUGGUACUAUCAAAAGCUAUGUUAUCAAUGCCACACGUUUGUCCUCAAAUGAUGCCUCCCUUUCUGGGAUAACUUUAUCCGCAGGAACCCUAUCACCCCCAUUUAAUCCCAGUUGUACAGAGUAUACAUCAACAAUCCCCUACCAUCUCUCAAGUAUUCAAGUCAAGCCUGUAGCACCCGACAAUGGAAUUGGUGUUGUUGUUAGAGACAAUUCAGAUGGAAAGCCUUUGGAAUUGAAAUAUGGUGAAACAAGCAUAUACAUUGAUGUGACAUCACCGAAUCAAGCAACAUCGAAAAGCUAUCAUCUGUUGAUUCAAAGAACAAAAAUCCCUUGGCAUAUUUCCACAGUAGAUAUUAGUAAAAUUUAUCAAUAUAGCUGUCCGGUUUGUUUGGCAGUCCUGCAUUGCCCCAGGUCUAUUGCCAAAACAAACCCAAAACAUGUCUUCUGUAAAUCUUGUAUUGAUGAACUGACAAGAACUACCAAAAGGAAUCCUCUUGACAAGCGGUCGUUAACCGGAGAUUGGCUUGUUAACGAACCAAGCAUGGAGAUAGAGUUAGCAUUACUUGAAGUGCAUUGCGGCUUUUAUCGUUAUGGCUGUAGCAGCCAGCUGAAACUUUGUGAUCUGGGAUGUCAUAUGAAACAAUGUGAAUUUCGACUCUGCUUCAUUGAGAAAUCUGAGGAACUAACAGUCAACAAACUGUUGGAGGAGAAAUUGAAGAACUUGUGCAUUUCCUGUCCCGAGUGUAACAUGAAUGUGAGGUCUGCUGAGGUGGAAAAUCACAAAGUUAACAUGUGUUGUGCGAAGCUGGGUAAAGAGACCACUCUACCCAAAGUUCCCCUCAGGCAAUGGGAAAAAAGACUACAGCAGGAAACAAGCGAGAAGUCGGUAGACGCAAUGGUGAAGAACGGCGAGGAGCAAGAGGGAUUAUAUUUUCAAAGUUUACAGAUGUUUGGUCAAAGUCGACAUUGUGACAGCAGUUCUUCUCCAAUGAAGUAUCUGAAAACAGCCAGUGAAGUUUAUGCCACAGCGAUCAAACUCUCGCCCAAAGAUGCAAAACUUCAUUUUAAGCUCGGGCAAAUUCUCGAAGAAAUGCAUUUUGUUGAAGAUUGUUUUGGCUUCAAACAAGAGGAGGAAGCUGAAACACCUGCAAUUGAUUUUAACCAACAAUCGCGAGAUAGCAGCAAAGAAGACGAUAUUCAGGCAAUUUGCGAGCAGAGGGGGUUCGGGCGCAAUCCACCACUCGCUCUGCAACUCAAAGCCAUCGAUCAGGAGUAUCAUCAUUUGCUAGAGAGCCAGCAAUCUGACAGAUGUGAAUACGUGCAGAAGUUAUAUGCAUGGAAAUCAAAACAAGCUACCCAGGAUGGUAAAGUGGCUCAACUAGCAUCGGACGAGGAAGGAUCGUUUGGCAAAGCUUACCUGAAGUAUUCAGACGCUGUUUCGUUUGCUUCUGAUAACUAUCUUUAUCAUUUGCAUGUUGGAAGAUUUCUUUUGCUGCAAGGAAAACACGAAGAGGCUGUCAAAAGAUUGCGAAUUUCUGUCGGUUUGAAACCAGUGAACGCCGAGGCCAGAUUCUAUUUAGGACUUGCCUUACUACUUCAAGGCAGUGCCAGCAGAGAAUACGAAGCAGUGCAAUAUGUACACGAAGGCUUGGAGCAUUUUCUUUACAAGUUAACAGAGGAAGCAGAAUCUCCUUCAGAUGCCCUAUUAAACCAACUUCAAUCCAGUACACUCCUAAGCAUUACCAAUGUUCAAUGUCUAAAUGGCUUUCUAACACUCGGCAAAGUUUUAGCUCGUACUGCGACAAAGCUAUCUGGCCAUUUUAUGAAACCAGACGAGAUUUUCAAGCUGGUUGCAUCUCUUGCGAUCAGGACAUUGUGCUGGAUCGCGCAUAAAGGAGAACUAUAUCAUCAAAUUGAGAGAACACUUCUGGAAUCUCAUUCAUGUUUAUUACACUGGAUGGUUGAAAUGAAAAGCAAAAAUGAGGCGGGAAUACAAGACUCUGUUGUGAGAACACAUUGUGAUCAUUUGUGUUCCCUUCUUAAUGUUUUGUCUUUACCAAAGGAUAACUCGCUGUUACAAUUGCAAGAAAAGACCUGUCAGCAAGGCGUUAUUCUUCAGCCUCAGAGCAGCAGAGCACUCUACCUGUUGGGAGGUGCACAGCUCAGUCGUCAUGAUAAUGAAGACAACAACAACAACAACAACAGCACAGCCUUGGAAGACGCUGAGAAAAGUUUCCGUGCUAGUUUAGAGGUCGAAGGAAAACCCAAAGGUGGGAAACAGAUCCCAGGUUAUAUUCAGGAACAGGUAUGGUGGAAGGAGAGACAGUCUCCGAAGGUGAAAACGAAUGAAGCAGCUUCCACUUCGAGCAAGACAGCGAGCACUAUGAAAGGAAAUCAGAGAAUAUCUCCAACUAAAGGCAUAACAACUUCAAAAGGAAAAGCCACGACACCCACCAGAGGUCAAACAAAGCCAACUUCGAAACCAGCUCCAGCGAAGACAAGCGCACCUGCCAAAGCAACAAAUGCCAGAGCAGCUCGAACAAGUGUCUCAAAACAGUCAGCUCCGGCAGCUAGACCGAGUCCUGGGAAGGCACCUUGUCGUUCCUGCAGUCAUAGUAAAACAGAUAUUAGCCCUAAACAACCCCCACCUACAACUAACCCCACCCCACCCUCACCAUCUAUCCCCCAAGAACCCAUUGGUCCACCAAACCCCAAAUCGUACCAUCCACGCCUCGGGUUAGCUCGCGUGCUAUCCCGAUCAGGUUCGGAUCCCGACGCCGCCCGAAAAUUCUACGAAGAGUGUAUCACCAUGGCGCCCGAUCUUCAUGACGCGUACAUAGAAUUAGGAGAGAUCUUAGUUAAAUCGGAUCCCUUAGGAGCCGUUGAAGUUUAUUCGAAGUAUCCGUUCCCAGACCCCCUAACCUACGACGACGCGUAUCUUCAUGGCGAAAUUGCGCGACUUUUGAUUAAACAUGAAAAAUACGAGGAUCCAAAAUUAGGUCCCAGUAUGAUAGCGCUCGGGAAGGUUAUGGGCUUCUCCGUUUUAGAGAAAUACGUGGACAUACUUGAUAGUAAAUUAAAGUACAGCAAACUUUUGAUGCAAAUUUAUGCUCAAGUCAACGGAAAGAGCAUCGAUGAUCCUGAUUUGCAGCAGUUUUUUAAGUUUAAAUGUUGGAAUUGAGUUAACGUUAUUUCUGCUCGAUUGUGGACUGUUAAUAGAAAAGUAGUUGAAACGAUUUUGUAUUCUUCAAAACAUUAGAUUUUGACACGAGCUUUCAAGAAUGCUACUUGCUUGUUUACUAAAA
Dendronephthya gigantea is the source of this 3567-nucleotide messenger RNA. RefSeq lists its product as uncharacterized. Gene Ontology annotation, biological process: protein polyubiquitination; ubiquitin-dependent protein catabolic process. Gene Ontology annotation, molecular function: protein binding; ubiquitin protein ligase activity. The transcript has 11 exons. NCBI's taxonomy places the organism in Eukaryota, Metazoa, Cnidaria, Anthozoa, Malacalcyonacea, Nephtheidae. The record is from RefSeq and is a predicted model, not a curated record. Bases 24 to 3443 code for a protein of 1139 amino acids.